AUGAGGGGUCUCUGGGCCCUUGUGCUCAUGGGGCUCAUCAGCACCUGCGAGGGGAAGGAGCUGCCACCAGCAGAAGGGAAGCUGUGCCCACAGCUCUGGGAUGAGGAUCUGGUUGGGGACAAGUAUGAGAAUAUAACGGGUUUUAACCUGAUUAAAAGGUUUGACCUGCUGAAGAUCUCAUCCAUCAAGAAGGUUCGCAACCCCCGGGGACCAGAAGUGCUGCGACUGGGCACUGUGCCCCUGGUCCAGCCCACCCAGCAGGUGUUUCCCCGUGGGCUGCCCCCCACCUUCACCCUCAUCCUCACCUUGCUGCUGAAGAAGAACAGCACUGGGGAGCACUGGUACCUCUUCCAGAUCACCGACCAGCAGGGAUACCCCCAGCUCUCCCUGUCUGUGCACGGCCCUGAGAAGAGCCUGGAGUUUCAGGCCAGGGCUCUGGGGACCACGUUUGCCAGCGCUGUCUUCACGGGGAAGGCUGUGGCAUCUCUCUUCGAUGGGAGGUGGCACAAGGUGGUGGUGGCUGUGCAGAGCCACUCUGUGUCCAUCCACCUUGACUGUGCCUCCAUCUCCUCCAAACCGCUGGCACCGCGGCGGGCACUGAUCCUGGAGGGAAACACCUUCCUGGGGCUGGAUGCUGUGCGUGGCACCCCGAUCAGGUUUGACAUCCAACAAGCUCAGAUCUACUGUGAUGCCGAGCUGGCCAGGCAGGAGGGAUGCUGUGAGAUCUCAGCCAGUGGGUGUCAGACAGAAGUGCCCAAGACCCGUCGGCAGGCGGAGCUGAUGCAGAGCAGUAACCUCAUCGAGAUCUCACCGCAGGCUGAGGGUCGUGUGUACACUCGCUGCUUCUGCCUGGAGGAGCCACUGGGCACUGAGCCAGUGAGAACCUCGGGAAGGAGCAGCCUGAAGGAAGAUCACAAGGUCACACUUGGUCCCUCAGGUCCAAAGGGCACCAAGGGUGAGCGUGGCCUCCCUGGCACUGCUGGCAUCAAGGGGGAGAAAGGCGACCGUGGCAUUGACUGUGUGCGUACCCACCCUGGUGGCCCCGUGCAGUGUGCUGAGGGGCCAAGGGGUGAGAAGGGGCAGCGUGGAGAGGUGGGAUUUCCAGGAGCAGCUGGCACUGAUGGGCAGAAGGGCCAGAAGGGUGAGAAGGGUGAUGGAGGACUUCAGGGCAAGCCGGGGCGCCCUGGGCGUGAUGGCCGACCUGGAGAGAUCUGUGUGGUGGGCCCCAAGGGCCAGAAGGGUGACCCUGGCCUCGUGGGACCUGAGGGGCUGGCUGGGGAGCCUGGACCCCCAGGAAAACCAGGAUCUCCAGGGAUUGGAUUUCCAGGGAAGCCGGGUCCCCCUGGCAUCCUGGGGCCAAAGGGAGACAAGGGUGAGCCAUGUGAGGUGUGUCCCACUGUCUCUGAGGGGAUGCUUGGAGCUGUUGGAUUGCCUGGCAAACCAGGAGAAUCUGGCAUCCAGGGGAUGAAAGGGGAGAAGGGGGACUCGUGCCUCUCGUGUGAUGUCCGUGUCCUUGCUGCACUGCGUCGAGAUCCCACCGAGGGUGAGCCAGGGCUGCCGGGGGAUGGUGGCCAGCUGGGACCCACAGGCAGACCGGGACUCCCAGGAGAAAAAGGAGAUCCAGGUGUGAGAGGGCUCAAAGGAGAGAAGGCCCUCGAAGGGGCAGCGACAGUGGUGGCUGUGCCAGGACCACCAGGAGAGAGGGGCCAGGAUGGUACCCCGGGAUCCAUUCUUCCAUUUCCCCAGGGCAGACCUGGUGUCGCUGGACAGAAGGGACAGAAGGGGGAUGCUGGCAGCCCUGGGGAUCCGGGAACACCGGGCACGGCUGGUGUCCCAGGGCUGUCAGGUGAGCCUGGCAUCAGGGGUCCUGCUGGCCCCAAGGGCGAGAAGGGAGACGCCUGUGAGCCCAUUCCCACUCCACUCGGAGACCUCUCGGACGUGGUUGGCAUCCCUGGAAAACCUGGGGCCAAAGGGGACCAGGGCCCCCCGGGCAUCGGGCAGCCAGGCAGACCUGGCAAGCCAGGACUGCCAGGGGUGCAGGGACCGCGGGGGAUCGGCCAGCCAGGACCACAGGGAGACCCUGGAAGCACUGGAUCCCCUGGGAUACGUGGCCCUCCCGGACCCCAGGGCCCCCCAGGGAUGGCAGCAGAGAAAGGUGCUAAGGGAUCUCCGGGGCCCAAAGGUGCCGUGGGACCCCCUGGACCACCGGGGACCAGUGUCACGGGACCACCAGGGGAGAAAGGUGCCCGUGGAGAGAAGGGAGACCCUGGGGAUUGUGCCUGCCCCACCAGCCCCCGCCAGGACCCCACCUAUGCUGGGAUGCCAGGAGCCCCAGGGCUAUGGAAUGGGAUGUCCUGGCAGCCACAGCCUGGCCCACAGGGUCCCCCUGGAGCCCCUGGCCCUCCUGGCCCUCCCGGUGCUCCUUGGGUUUAGGGAAUGCCAGGACACAACGGUUUGCCAGGACUGCCUGGGCCAGCUGGAGACUUGGGUCCACUUGCUGUCAUGGCUGAGAGGAACAUCGAGGUGCUGAAGGCUCUCUGUGGGGACUGUGCCCAGCUCCAGGCAGCCUUGGAAGCACCCAGGGGUGUCGAUGGAGAGAAGGGGGAUGGAGGCAUGCCAGGUGCCCCUGGCAAUGAGAACUGUGCCCGUUGCUUUGCCCAGUUCCCACGAGCGGAGGAGGCUCGGGGACUGCCGGGUGCCCCUGGCAUCCCUGGAGAGAGAGGAGAGCAGGGCUUACCAGGAGUGCGUGGACCCCCAGGGCCACCCGGGCCCAUUGGCCCUCCAGGUUUUCCUGGAACGCCUGGCUCACCCGGACUGCCCGGUCUCCAAGGGGAACGUGGCCCUGCUGGGCUCGCUGGAGCCAAAGGGGAGCCGGGCCCUCCAGGUCAGCCUGGUUACCCCGGAGCAACAGGUCCCCCCGGCCUUCCCGGCAUCAAAGGGGAGCGAGGCUACCUGGGCCCCCCAGGAGAGAAAGGAGAGCUGGGCCCUCCCGGCUUGGAUGGACUCCCUGGUCCCAUAGGGCCAGCGGGACCGAGGGGGGAGCGUGGGCUCCCAGGCAGUGCUGGAGAGAAGGGGGAUCAGGGUUUCCAGGGUCAGCCUGGCUUCCCUGGACCACCGGGGCCCCCUGGCUUCCCAGGGAAGGUUGGUCCAGCUGGGCCACCAGGACCUGCAGCCGAGAAGGGCAGUGAGGGCAUGCGUGGCCCCACGGGAAUGCCAGGGCCCCCCGGACCUCCUGGACCCCCAGGAAUCCAGGGCCCUGCUGGUGUGGAAGGACUGGAUGGCAAGGAUGGCAAGCCAGGGCUGCGGGUGAGGCUCUCCUGGGUGUUGGUGGGGGGCAACCACCCUGCUGGGCCACCAGGGAUGAUGGGGCCCCCGGGCUUCAAGGGGAAGACAGGACACCCAGGUCUCCCAGGACCUGGUACUGGGAGACACUUGGGUGACUGUGGCAAACCUGGACCCCCAGGAAUCACAGGCCGGCCAGGAGCAGAGGGUGACCCCGGACCCAUGGGACCCCAAGGCCGGCAAGGACCCCCAGGGCUCAUUGGCCCCCCUGGCAGCCCAGGACAGCCAGGUCCUGCUGGUCUUGCAGGAGUGGGGCUGAAGGGUGAGCGUGGCUCUGUGGGGGAGAGAGGUCUGCCAGGGAUGCCAGGACAGCCAGGACCACCAGGACACCCUGGACCACCGGGGGAGCAGGGACCAGAUGGACCAGUUGGGAAAGAGGGUCCUCCAGGAAAACCAGGGAUUGCAGGACCAGCUGGACAGAAGGGUGAUGCUGGAUCCCCUGGAGAGAGAGGGUACCCUGGAGAGAAGGGCAGAGCUGGAAUGCCUGGGGGGCCAGGCAAGAGUGGCUCCAUGGGCCUCGUGGGGCCACGGGGACCCGCGGGAGAGAGGGGACCCCCUGGAUCACCGGGACCUGCAGGCAGCCCUGGGCUGCCAGGACCUCCAGGGAUGAUGGGAGAUGUGGUGAACUACGACGAGAUCAAGAGGUUCAUCCGGCAGGAGCUGAACAAGAUGUUUGAUGAACGCAUGGCAUACUACACCUCCAGGCUGCACUUCCCAGUGGAGAUGGUGGCAUCUCCAGGGAGACCUGGUCCCCCCGGGAAGGAUGGGCUGCCCGGACGACCAGGACCCCCUGGAUCCCCAGGGAUGCCAGGACAGAUUGGCAGAGAGGGGCGGCAGGGCGUGCCAGGCAUGAGGGGUGAGCCUGGUGCCAAAGGAGAGAAGGGUGAGAAAGGCAUAGGAAUGAUGGGGGACAGUGGCCCCCCAGGACCCCCAGGUCCCCAAGGGCCCCCACCGGGCAAGACAGGACACUGCAGCCCUGCCGAGUGCCUGGGAGCUGUGCCCCUGGAGCAGCCUCUCUUCCAGCCCAAGAACGUCAAGGGUCCCUUUGGCUGA
Acanthisitta chloris (rifleman) is the source of this 4395-nucleotide messenger RNA. RefSeq names its product collagen, type XVI, alpha 1 (gene COL16A1). Lineage: Eukaryota; Metazoa; Chordata; Aves; Passeriformes; Acanthisittidae. The record is from RefSeq and is a predicted model, not a curated record. The transcript is spliced from 65 exons.